AUGGGAGGCGAAGAUUCUGAACGCGAUAAAGAUGAACCUCCGCCGCAGAAGGCGGACUUAAAGCUUUGGGGAAUACUCGCGUUUACUGUAAUCGGCGCAACCGCCACCACUUUCGCCGUAGGUAGAUCACAGUCAGCGCGGAGAGGAGCCAGAGGCGGUUUCCGAACAGCUUUGCAAGAGGAAUCAUGGAGAAGGUACAACAAACGGAUGCAAGAGGAGUAUGAGGAAGAGCUGGAGAGAGUGGAACGUAUUAGGCGUAUGCAAAGCGUUUUCAACAGAGAGAGAAAUAAAUUUCGUAGGGGCUUCGAGAACUGGAAAGAAAGUGAUCCUAAUGCACACCAAUACCAUCAGCAGUUUCAGCGAAAUGAUUGGUACUGGAAAACCGAGUCUACGUACAGAAACCAAAGGACCAAUCACCAGGAGCCUCCAAAACCGAGUAGAGUCUAUCCACUAUCACACCAUUACUCAGUUUUAGGACUCAGCAGGUAA
This is a messenger RNA of Thlaspi arvense, 489 nucleotides long. Lineage: Eukaryota; Viridiplantae; Streptophyta; Magnoliopsida; Brassicales; Brassicaceae. The record is from the annotation of a GenBank genome assembly.